UCCUAAUGUGUCCGGUCGGGUCCGCACGCGGCAUCCACCAUGCCUUCGCCGAUACCUGUGACCCGCCUGCUGCCCAAAGACCUGUUCCCCCGCGUCGACAUCGGCACCUGUAGCAGCCCCGCGAACAAACCCUCCUCCGGUUCGACGCUGCAGGUGCCCCAGCACCGCAGGUUCGGGAGGGUCACCAGCCGGCUCUGGUCCUCCGUCAUCCACUGGAAGGACCUGCGCUCCGUGGAGCCCGUGGGUUCUGGAGGCUUCGGUUCGGUGUACCGGGCCGAGUACCUGGGCGAGCGCGUGGCGCUGAAGCGGGUGAAGAAGUCCACCAAGAACCGGCUGGCGUCCCGCCAGAGCUUCUGGGCCGAACUGAACGCCGCCCACCUACGACACGCCAACAUAGUUCGAGUCCUAGCCGCCACCACCUGCGUGCCCGCGGACUUCGAGGACGAGGCAAGCAUCGGAACCAUUCUGAUGGAGUUUGUUGGAAGGGACCUGCAGCAGAUCAUUCACGGUUCCGAGCCGCUGGAGCCGGGCCGCUGGCUCCGGUUUUCCCGGGACGUGGCCAGCGGACUGGACUUCCUCCACUCCCACGAGGUGGUUCACCUGGACAUAAAGCCCGCCAACAUCCUCGUGUCCAGCGCUGACGCGUGCAAAAUCGCGGACUUCGGCUGCUCGGUGACACUGGAACGCGAGUGCGAGGCGUCCUCCGCCCGCCCUCACCUGAGCCACAUGGGCGGCACCUACACGCACCGGGCCCCGGAGCUACUGAAGGGGGAGGGAGUGUCCACCCGGGCCGACGUCUUCUCUUUCGGGAUCACCAUGUGGCAGAUGAUGACCCGGCAGGAGCCCUACUCGGGUGACCGCCAGUGCGUCAUCUACGCCGUGGUGGCGCACCAGCUGCGACCGGUCCUGGACCACCAGGUGUUCCUGGCCGAACCUGGGCUCACCUGCCGGACUUUGUUGACCCGGUGCUGGGACGCAGAUCCGCAAAGUCGACCGAGCGCUGAGGAGGUUCUGGCUGUCCUGCGGCAGGUGUGAAGACCACCAGGGAAACCGGUGCCCCUGAGCUGACCAGCAGAGGGCGCUGCUCAAAGCGCUUCUGCUUUUAUUUCAUCCUGGAUUAAAAAAAAAACUUUUAUUGAAAGCACAAGCAAAUGUUCGGCUGUUGUUUUUUUUUAU
Messenger RNA from Synchiropus splendidus (mandarinfish), 1176 nucleotides. RefSeq names its product v-mos Moloney murine sarcoma viral oncogene homolog (gene mos). The record is from RefSeq and is a predicted model, not a curated record. Gene Ontology annotation, molecular function: protein kinase activity; ATP binding. The transcript has a single exon. Gene Ontology annotation, biological process: negative regulation of metaphase/anaphase transition of meiotic cell cycle; positive regulation of MAPK cascade; signal transduction. NCBI's taxonomy places the organism in Eukaryota, Metazoa, Chordata, Actinopteri, Syngnathiformes, Callionymidae. The coding region runs from base 40 to 1035 and encodes 331 amino acids. Gene Ontology annotation, cellular component: cytoplasm.